Solanum tuberosum (potato) is the source of this 5615-nucleotide messenger RNA. RefSeq lists its product as uncharacterized. The transcript is spliced from 8 exons. Lineage: Eukaryota; Viridiplantae; Streptophyta; Magnoliopsida; Solanales; Solanaceae. Gene Ontology annotation, biological process: resolution of meiotic recombination intermediates; reciprocal meiotic recombination. Bases 191 to 5281 code for a protein of 1696 amino acids. The record is from RefSeq and is a predicted model, not a curated record.
AGAGAGAAAGGGGAAAGAACACAUGGCCACGAUGACCCCUAAUUUUAGCGGGAAGUAACUCAAUAUAUUUACACCGUCGAAUCACCGUGGGCGCCAUUUCAAUUUUUCAAUUACAAUCCGUUACAUUUCAAAAUCUUCACUCUUCUCACUACUCUUUCUCUCUCCCAGAAAACCUCACCGUAAUCAGGACAUGCGAACUCGAUUUCUCGGCAAGGAUUACUUCAAUUCCGCUCAAUUUCCAGCCGGCGAUUUCCUCCGCCUCCCUCUUCCACACCUCCCUACUUCGAACACCUCCACUUUUGAAGACCUUCAUUGUUUUGAUGAACUUCCUACACUUAGUAUCGAUGUUGAAAUCGAGAGAUUUCCGAUUGAGAAAACUCUCUCUCGCUUCUUCCCAUAUGUCUUUCCGCACAGGAUUGAUGUUGAACUUGCUGAGUUCGCAGAUCCUCGGCCGUUCGCCGGGAAGCUUGACGUUGACGAGCAGGGAAGUUGCAGUCCCGAGGAAACAAGCGGAAUUACUACAGAGGGGACUAUGGUUUCCUAUGGCAAGGGGAAGGACAAUCUCGAAAUGGUCCAAUUUGAAAUUCCAGAGCUGGAUUCAUCUUCACUUCAAUUGCUAGAAGAUAUCCCUCAUUUUGGAAAGGAGAACAUGCUGAUUCUGUCUGAGAUUUCAGAUGAUGGAAAUAAGCUGGAUAUGCCUGGUCUUGAAGUUAGGCUGCAACAUUCCCUUGACACUCUGCAAUCAAUUUGUUCAGUGGAUGACAUUUGUUCUGUGUCUUUUCUGGAGAAAAGCUCUGAUUGGCUUGAAGAUAGUGGUUUCAGUCAGGGGAAACAUCAUUCUAGUACAUAUGUCUUUCCUCUUCUCGAAGUCGAUGAGGCAGGUUUGGGUAUUGUCAGCGACAACUCUAUAAAGGAGAAAGUUCUAAUCUUUGAAAAUAUUGAGCUUCAGCGUGAGACACCAGGAAGUGAAGGAAUGGGUAACAUAAAUGAGCUUUUGGAUUCCACAAAGUUUGACACAUUGCAAUACCUGUCAAAUGGUAGUUCAGCAACGGACUGCCUUGAAGUUGAGGUUCCGUGCUUGAAUUUCUCUUUAGAGAUGAAUUUGAUAAGUAUUAUUGAACUUGAGAAAAACUCGGUGAUUCAUCAAGGCAUAGAAAAUGAUGGUCCAAUUUGGGUAGGAAACCCUAUCAUUUUUAAUGAACUGCAAUUCUUUGAUUCAGACCUUUAUACUUUUGGUGAAUUGCUGUCUGAAGUAAAAGUAGACGUUGAGGAUACAUGUGACCUGAUGUUGAGGGAGGCUGACAAUUUCAGGAACUUCGACGAAUUGAUUGUUUCCCAUGAGCUCAUUCCUGUGGAUAAUUCUUUCAGAUCACUGCCUGUGCCGCUAAUUUCUGAGAAUGGAAAUAUAAAGUCAUUGCACUUGUGUAUUAAGGAAAUCCUAGCUGAGUUGGAGCCACAGUCUUCCUCCAUGUCUGAUGGAUUAUACUUAGAUUGGCAUUUUGUGGAAGAAGAGAAAUGGAAGUGUCGAGAAGACUUCUUCAAUUUAUCGGGAGAGAUAGAUGCUAACAACAUUGACCUUUGCUUGAAUUUCAUCGACAAUGAGAUGCUUGUAUCAAACUUUCUUUUCUCUAGUGAUAGUCCACAAGAACCAAACAGAGUGGAGAGCAAAGAAAUAUUGAGUUUACCUUCAAAUGCCAUUCCUGUUUCUCCCAUGCCUCAUAACAUAGAAGUGUCAACUAAGUUGCUGAAGGAUGGAAAGUUCCCAAUUGAAGGAGUAUCAUCCCAAUGUAGUUCUAAAAAGGCAUCUUUGUUUGGUGACUCCUGGUCAGAAUUUAAUGAUCUUGAUUUUUUCUUAAAUCCAAAAGAGUAUGGUAGAGACAAAGACUAUAAACCAGCUGACAGUUCCAUUGAUACCAAUACCAUGGGCCGGAGCAGAUUUCUCUCUUCUGAUACCACACUAGUACAACCUCAGCAAUGGAAUAUCAAGGUGCAUCAAAUAUUGUUGUCUUCUGAUAUUCUACUUCUAAUUGAUGAUCUUAGGAAAAUCUUUCAAGUUAUCUUUGAAAGACGGAGAGAGUUAAUUGAGACUCAGGAUCCAUCUCAAGCUGUGGACGAUAUUGCUAUUCUCCGCCUUCCAAAGAAAAAGCUCAUCGACUUGAUUAAGAAAAGAAGUCUGUGCAGGACGUCUUUGUUCCAGGAUGGUGAUAACACAAUAUCAUUGGUCACAUUGUGCGCGAUCAAACAGAUGGUUUGGUACCUGUGCUACUAUGGUCUGCAUACAACAUAUCUAUACAUAGAAAAGUUGUACAGAAGGUUGCAGGAAUUGAACUCUAAACUUGACUUCCUCUACAACCUCAUAAAAGAUGUGCAUCAGAAGGGUGAAAAAGAUAUACAUAAGUUCCAUCCAUCGCUUUCUGUUAUUAAAGAUAUACUGCAGUCGUUUGUGAGCAAGGGUAGUUCAAAAAUAUUGGUUGUGGCUGAGCCAGUGUUCUGGUGGUCAUUGAAGAAACUAUUAACUUCCAUGAAUAUUGCAUUUAGCCAGCCACAUAAUGGACAAAAGAAUGAUUUUUACAAAUUAGAAGAUGCCAGCAUGCAAAUGAUCUCACAUUGCUGUUUAGUAACCCAAGAGCAUCUGUCUGCCUCAUUUCCAUUUGAAAAAUUUGAGAUCAUCUUGGAAUAUGGAGGUUCACAAGGAUCAUCUAAAGUAUCUUCCAUCUUGCUUAAGUCAGAUAGAGUUCCUCCUCUUCAUUUCCUUAAGGUGGAGCUGGAGGACCCCAGUGUUGCAAAAGCACUUUGUGAUGGCGUUGACAUGCCCAACACAGAUGAACCUAGUAUGGCAAGUCUCUGUCUUUUGCUUGAUGUCUAUCAGUUUGAAAAAUAUCACAUAGUUUUGUGUUUCCUUCCAAGGAAUGCACGACACCAAAUUGUUUUUGUAAAUGGAAUGAAAAGUUUGAGACUGUCAAAAUUUUCGAUAUUCUUAUUGUUUAUCUAUUCUGUUUUCUUGAGUCACACUAUACAGUUCAAUUUGGGGGCAGGUCCUCACUCUUUCUCUGCUCUCAAUGAGAUUGACGUUACAGUUGAAGAACUGCUGAAUUUCCUUCCAGUGGAAAAGAACUUGAAGGGUGCAAGUGUUGCGACAUUACUGGGAAAUGAAGCUUGCUCUGCUGCAGCUCAACAUGCAGUGUUCAGUUUAGGAUCUGAGCAAAAUCGUGGAAGCACAGAUAGCUGUCCUGAGACAAUCAUUAUAGUUAACACACACAAUUUUGAUAAGGAAAUGGUAAUUUCAAGGAGAACUACAUACCAAAAGAUUCUUGCGUUCGAGAAGAAAGGAGUACAGGUUGUAGAGCGUGAUUUACGUCAGCCUGUCGAUAUUAUAGUCAGUGCAUCAGCUUGCCUUGCUUGGUAUGACUGCAAAAACAUUGCAAAGAAAGCUACUGCCCCUGAUGAGGCUUUCUCUUGCUUGCCUCUGUGUGUUGAGAAUAUUGCAGCAAGUAUUUUGACGUCACUCAGUUUUGCUUUCAGUGGCUGCAUCCUGGUCUUUGAGGGAGAAAGCGACUUUAUAUCAGGAAUUAUGGAGUCAUCUGAUGAGCUCUAUGCUGCUGCUGCUAGCUUGGGCAUGGAUAUACAGAUCUUUUAUUCAUAUUCUUCUGAGAUGACUGAUGAGAUCAUAUUAUCGUGUAUCGAACUUUCCUCGAGGACAAGCAGAGGGCUCUAUUCUAAGAUGCCUGAGUCACAAACGCUGGCAGAAUCCUUCCUUACUGCAUUUCCUUCAAUCAAUUCACUCUCAGCUCAUGCAAUAUUGUCUUCAGCAGGCUUGCUUGUUGAGUUUCUGGGAUGGACUCGUGAACAUAAAAUUCAUGCAGUUCAAAAAUAUCAAGUUCCUGAUGAAAGCAUCAUAUUACUGAGUGCUUUGAGCAGAUUUGGGGAACGGGAGGAUUCUAAAUCGGUAAUGACAGAUUGCUCCUCUUCAGUUUCUUCUGCAACAGACUCUGAAAGUCUUCAUUUCAAAAGAACCUAUGGGAGGACGAAACGAAAAACCACCUGGGAUAUUGAGAAUCUGAAUAUACCUACAAGGGAAGUAUAUGAUCUUGAUCCACCGAGAACAUUUUCUGAAGGCAGACUUCAUCAUCCCAGAGCAUCUGGCCUGCGUGAUUCUUUGAUUUCAGAUGAUAUCAACUUGUUUGAUGAAUUUGGGAAGUCUAGCUUAUCAUUUGACAACGAACCAUGCGUUCACAGGCAGUCAUUAGACACCUAUGUGACAAAAGAUCUUUUUAAAGUAACUGAUCUCUGUGACUACCAGAUGACUAAUAAUUCACAGAUGGGAGGUGGUGAUAUAAAUAAAUUCAGGGCUCCACAAAUUGAUGUGUGUUUGCACCCAAGAGAGGGAGUUGAUGUGGGUAUGAUGAACAAAUUGGGUAGACAAAAGAACUAUUCAGGAAAUUUUACAGAUCAUAUCACAGGUGAGGUUAUUAACAUUGAUGAUACUGUCGGAUCUGGCAAAGCCUUUCAUAAUGCAAAAUCCAAGUCCUUUUCUACCCAGGUGCAUGCAAUGGAGACUCCUACAACAGGAAUUCCUACAGCUGCUAAAAAACUCUUUUUUGGAGCAAGUGAUCUAGAAUUUCUAAAUACUGUGGAAAUUGACUCUAGCCUAGAUGCCUACACUUCUGUGAGAGACCUUGGGCAAGGAUCAAGGCAAGGAAUGGGACAGCAUUUAAAUGCAGGUUUCAAUCAUAAGAAGAUUCAAUUUAAGCACCAGAAAUGGGUCCCAGAUGAGGGUAUAUCCCAGAAAGUAAUAUGUGUGAGUGAUCUGACGAAGCAAGAAAAGAAUGCAGCCAGUUAUGGAGAAACACCACUCUCAAACGCACUUCAAUCCACUCCAUUGCAGCAAGGAUCACCCUGGACAAUUGAAUUUCUGAACAGAAUCAGGGAAAAGAGUCGGUCACGUCAGCAAUCUGUCCCAUGUGACUUAUCUGCUCCUUGUUACGGGUACCCUGGGAAACCAUCAAAAGUUACAAAGAGAAAGAGUCCCUCUACUCUGGAACUUUACAAGUACCAAGGAAACAGUUUCCAAGAGGCAGCAACUAGGAGAAAGAGGCGUAUGAAAUGCAUGCAGCUACCAGCAUCCUCUAGUGAGAAGGCUUCAGAUCGUCCUAUUUCAUCAUGGACACCCGUUGAUAAAAGAGCAAAACGGGAGCUAUCCUUUGCAACAAGCGGAAAUGGAGGGCAAACUAAACUGGUAUGGAAUGACAAGAACUCUCAUACAUUGGGAAGACGAUAUUAACUUUCACAUAUGAGGUAUACUGGGCCAAUACAACUGAGCUCUCAGUAAGUGUAAAUCAUAGAAUUUAUUGGGACCUUACAUUCCUAGGACAUCAAUUAUUAAUCAAAUUGCAUGAUCAUUUACAAUUCAUAUAGCAUAAUUCUGCAUUCCUGGUGUCGGAAAAAUGUUAUUCACCAUGUACCGAAUCUGUUUUUUUCCCCCUGUGGUAUUCUUCUUCUUUAGCAUCUCUGCUUUGUGAAUUCAGCCAAUUAUGGAAGUAAAGUGGCAAUCAACAAUAUCAAGAUAUGUAAGACCUUUUUUUGGCUUUAAAUCUAAAAGUCUUUUUAUUUGAGAA